CAUGCAUACCUGUGAGCAGGCCAAGCCCUGCUAAAGUUGACGGUUUACUAGCGACAUUUAUAACUCCCAUUCUUUAUUUACGAGGUUGCAUUUCGAAGAAUGUCGGUAGAGGUCGGCAUAAAAUGGAGCGGCAAGGAGUUUGUCAUUUCGCUGGAGCCCACGGACACGGUCGCGACCCUGAAGCACAGGCUGGAGGGCGAGACGAAUGUGCUCGCUAAACGGCAAAAGAUUCUGGGCCUGAAGACCAAGGACGGCAAGGCCGCGGGUGACGAGGCGCCGGUGGGCGAGCUGGCGAUCAAGCCCAAUGUCAAACUCAUGAUGAUGGGGACGCCUGAAGCGGCCAUUGAGGCUGUGGCGAAGGAGGAGGAGGCCGCCCCCGAGGUGCAGAAUGAUUUCGACAUUGGUGCGGACGAGCAGAUGGCGGACAUCGCCGUACGCGACCGGCCGGAGGUGCAGGAGAAGCUGGCGCGCCGCAUCAAGAGCGUGGAGGUGAAGAUUCUGGCGCCGCCCCGCCCCGGCAAGAAAUGCCUGGUCAUUGACAUUGACUACACCAUCUUUGACCUGGGGUCGACAGCCGAGCGGCCCGAGGAGCUGGCGCGGCCCUACCUGCACGAGUUCCUGACCUCCGCCUACCUGGACUACGACAUCAUCAUCUGGUCUGCCACCAGCAAGAAGUGGGUGGAGGUCAAGAUGAAGGAGCUGGGUGUGCUUGGCCACCCCGCCUACUCCAUCACCUGCCUGCUGGACCACACCGCCAUGGUCACCGUACACACAGACAAGUACGGCGUGUUCGACUGCAAGCCGCUGCAGUUUGUGUGGGAGAAGUUCCCGGGGCAGUACACGCCCGAUAACACCAUCAUGCUGGAUGACCUCAAGCGCAACUACAUAAUGAACCCGCAGCAAGGCACUGGUGAUCCGGCCCUUCCGCAAGGCCCACCUGACGCGCGGCAGUGACCGCGAGCUAGUUGGCCUCACACACUACCUGGCUGCCAUCGCGCACCUGGACAGUCUGGCAGCGCUGGACCACAACCGCUGGGAGCGCUACCUGGAGAAGCAGGCGCGCAGGGGCGGAGCAGGGGGAGCGGCUGGGGGGCAGUAGCAGGGGCCGGAGCGGUAGGGGGUGGGGGGCAAGGGGAUGGGAGGGCAGGGGAUGGGGGCGGCAGGGGGACAGUAGGAGCUUAGGUGAAGGUGAAGCAGGCGCGGGGAUGGGGGAGGAUGAAGCGUGGAGAGGUAGGUGGUGGUGGUGGUGGAGGUGGAAGCAGGGAUGGUAGGGCCAGAGUGCCGUGUGAGUGGAGCACGACAGCAAUGAGGACAGGCAGGAGGGGGACACGGCGGCGCACUGCGGCGGCGGCCCCUGUGGCCUGAGCAGCAACCCGUCCGAUGAAGCGGGCAGGAGUGCAGGAGUGCCAGUGCCGCAGCAGGGAAGUGGUACCGGUGGCGAGGGCGGCAGCGGCAGCAGGGAUUGUGAUAAAGAAAACGAAAGCCCGCCCAACUCCCAAGCAGGGAGCGUGUGUGUGUGGCGGGGCGGGGCGGGGCGGCUGUGGCCUGCAGCGGCGGCUGUCGUAGCCUUGGAGGCGUGCGGGCGAUUUAUGUGAGGAUUGUGAGGUGGCCGUCACACGCCUUCAUGGUGCCUGUGGGCCCGGAGAGCUGCAUGCUUUGGCUGAUGGCAGCCUCCCAGUCAGACAUGGCGCCGCCGUUGGCGCCAUACCUUUGCGUUGUGGGAAAGGAUUGGAAU
This is a messenger RNA of Chlamydomonas reinhardtii, 1735 nucleotides long. RefSeq lists its product as uncharacterized. Gene Ontology annotation, cellular component: nucleus. NCBI's taxonomy places the organism in Eukaryota, Viridiplantae, Chlorophyta, Chlorophyceae, Chlamydomonadales, Chlamydomonadaceae. Bases 100 to 954 code for a protein of 284 amino acids. Gene Ontology annotation, molecular function: protein binding; phosphoprotein phosphatase activity. The transcript has 12 exons. The record is from RefSeq and is a predicted model, not a curated record.